AGAAUUUAAAUGUCAAAUACCAAGUUUGUCCAUCUGACAGAACUGCAUAGAAGUUUUAUUUUUGUUGUGUAUAAUUCGGUCAUCAGGGUUUCAGUUCAAUUUAAGUUCAAAGAAAACAAUAUCUGCGAUGUCUUUACGGCCAGAUGACCAUCGUCGAAAGUGGGACCGAAGCCAAUACGAAAGAUUGGCUCAAGAUCGAAUUCGAGGACAGAAAGCUGAAAAGGAGGAUGAGGACGCUCCGAUUUCGCGCGAACUUCUCAAACGCCGCGACUACAAAGUCGAUUUGGACAGCAAACUUGGCAAAAGUGUGGUGAUUAGCAAAACAACUCCAACUUCCCAAACGGGUGGAUACUAUUGCAAUGUGUGCGACUGUGUGGUCAAAGAUUCGAUCAAUUUUCUGGAUCACAUCAACGGUAAGAAACAUCAGCGCAAUUUGGGAAUGUCGAUGAAAGUGGAAAGGAGCUCCUUGGAUCAGGUGAAGGAACGAUUUCAAAAGAAUAAGAAGAAAAUGGAAGAGAAACAGAAAGACUACGAAUUGGAGUCGAAAGUUCGCGAGGCCAAGGAAGAGGAGGAACGAUACAAAGAAUAUAAACGGGAAAAACGGAAAGAUCGCAAGCGAAAGGCCGAAGAGGAAGCGGACGAUGCUGAUAGUAAGGCUACAUCAGACAUUGCGGCUAUAAUGGGCUUUGCUGGUUUCGGUGGCAGCAAAAAGAACAAUUAAGGAAUUAAGAUCUUUAUUAGCAGCUGAAUAAAUAUACGGAAACCAAUAUUGUUAGCCCAAGUGUGUUUUGCCUCUGUUGUAAAGUGAAAAUAAAAU
Messenger RNA from Bradysia coprophila, 817 nucleotides. Its product is annotated as zinc finger matrin-type protein 2. The record is from RefSeq and is a predicted model, not a curated record. Gene Ontology annotation, molecular function: zinc ion binding; nucleic acid binding. Gene Ontology annotation, biological process: mRNA splicing, via spliceosome. Gene Ontology annotation, cellular component: U4/U6 x U5 tri-snRNP complex; spliceosomal complex. NCBI's taxonomy places the organism in Eukaryota, Metazoa, Arthropoda, Insecta, Diptera, Sciaridae.